Molecule: messenger RNA, 19667 nt
Organism: Mercenaria mercenaria
Lineage: Eukaryota; Metazoa; Mollusca; Bivalvia; Venerida; Veneridae
Exons: 34
Coding region: 93-16406 (5437 amino acids)
Biological process (GO): microtubule-based movement
Molecular function (GO): ATP binding; microtubule motor activity; microtubule binding
Source: RefSeq, a predicted model, not a curated record
AGUGUAGUGUAUUGAAGGAUAUACAUGUAUGUGAAAGGUAUUUCGCGUAUACGUUGGGAUUUAUGACUGAAAAUGUAUGAAAUCGGAUAGAAAUGUCGAAUAUUCGUGUAGCCUUGAGGGUGCGUCCUUUAAAUGGAAAGGAGAAAGAUGAAGGCUCAAAAGAAAUUGUGAAAGUAAAUAAUAGCUCUGUGAGAAUUGAAAAUAUCAAGGUAUUGGGUAUUCCAGAGUUCGGGGAUUCACGCUCACGGAUCAGGGAGUUCUUGUUUGACCACUGCUAUGACUGUAUGCAGGGUGAUGACCAGUUGUCCUCACAGGCCAAGGUAUUUGAGGAUCUGGGUACAGAGGUUCUCAAGGCAGCAUUUGAUGGAUUCAAUGCCUGUGUGUUUGCAUACGGACAGACGGGAACUGGCAAAACUCACACAAUGAUGGGAUAUCCGGGAGAUGUGGGCCUCAUUCCAAGAAUCUGUGAGGGUCUUUUCACACACAUGUCAGAAUGUACAGAUGAAAAUGUGACGUGCCGGAUUGAUGUCAGCUACUUUGAAAUUUAUAAUGAACGUGUUCGAGAUCUCUUACAACCACAACUGCUCAAACUUAAUGAAAACUACUCCCUUAAAAUCAGAGAACAUCCAAAAGAAGGUCCCUAUGUAAAAGAUUUGUCUUGGCAUCGUGUGAGGAACAAUGAAGACAUUCAAGGACUCCUAGACAAGGGCAAUGAAUACAGAGUAACUGCGGAAACCUACAUGCAUGGUCACAGUUCCCGAAGCCACGCUAUUGUCACUGUAUGCUACACUCAGGCGAGACUGGAAGAGAACAGACCAAGUGAGAUUGUCAGUAAAAUCAACCUGGUUGACUUAGCAGGAAGUGAGCGGGCUGACCCUAGUUCAAAACCAGAUUUCAGAAAGAGGCUGACUGAAGGUGCUAACAUUAACAAAUCCCUGGUUACACUCAGUUAUGUCAUCAAAGCACUGGCUGAGAGGUCCCUGUUAUCAUGGUCCACAGAAGAGAUGGGGUCGACACAGAGCUUCCACAGCAGUGGUGGUGGGGAGACAGCGGCAGGUACGAGCCCUGCUGGUCCCAACAAACAACGAGUGCCAUACAUUCCAUACAGAGAUUCAGUUCUUACCUGGCUUCUCAAGGAUAGCCUUGGAGGCAACUCAAAAACCAUUAUGAUAGCAACAAUAACGCCAGCUAGUCAGUACUACAGUGAGAGUAUAAGUACAUUACGAUAUGCCCAACGAGCGAAAAAUAUCAUCAAUAAACCGAGAAUUAAUGAGGACACUAAUGUAGCUUUGAUUCGGGAACUUAGACGGGAAAUUGAGAGGCUGCAUGGAAUGCUAGCGAAUGCUCAAAUGCCAGCCACACAACUAGGGCCAAACUAUUUACCAGGGGACAUUGUAUACUUUGUCCCCAGUUUACACCGGGGUCCAGAUGACCCCGAGAAUCAGGGAGGCAACUUGAUAACACUUCCUGAGUCUGAAGAUUCUAUAAUAGCAGAGAAACUACAUGAAAAUGAAGAAAUGGCCAAGCAGUUGACCCAGUCCUGGAUGUGUAAAUGGUCUUCCACACAUGAUAUAAUGAAGGAGUCAGAUUUGAGUAUACGAGGAUUGCCAAAUCGCAGUAGCUCUAUGGGUGUGAUGAUUGACUCACAGUUACCUUACUUGGUUGGCAUGGACGACGAUGUACUUAGUACAGGAAUUGUUAUCUUCCAUCUAAAGGAAGGGGAGACAACUGUUGGAAGAGAGGAUGCUGAUACUCCACAGGAUAUAGUUUUACAUGGACCAAUGAUACAAAAGGACCACUGUGUAAUUCAGCAUGUGAAUGGGGAGGUAUACCUACACCCCUGUCCAGGAUCAAUGUGUGCUGUACAGGACAUAGAGUGUACAGAACCUACUAAACUUUCUCAGGGAGAUUAUGUGAUAUUGGGAGGAAACCAAGUUUUCAGAUUCAACAAUCCAUCAGAGGCAGCUAAACUCAGGGAACAUAGAAAGAGUCAAGGAAGCCUCAAUGCAUUAAAUACGUCACAUUUAUCGUUUGGCGGAUUAUCUCGGGCCAGUAGCUUCAGUUCUAUAGGGGGAGACGACUCGAGCUUCCUUAGUCCCCCGUCACAACUUGGACGAUCAUAUCCAAAUUCAAGACGUCGGCACUCUGAUAUUAUAAUUUAUGCUGCCCCUGAUCUGUGUCGAGAUUUAGAGAAACGAUACCAGACUGAGCAGGAAAGAAUUGCAGAAGCAGCUAAAGAAUUAGAGAGAUUGAAGGCGGAGCAUGAGAAGGCUGAAGAGUUACGUCAACUGAAAGAAGAAGAGAUGUAUCAGACGCACGAGCAGCACCGUGCUGACAUUGAGGAACAGAAACAACAUCUGACAAGGCUGAAAGAAGAAAAUGACAGGGAACGUGUAAAGGCUGAAGAAGAAUUGCGGCUGGCACGAGAAAGUUUGGCCAAAGAGAAAGAUGCUUUUCAAAAACAGUUUGAAGAGGAGAGAAGGAAGUUGAAGGAGCUUCAGAGACUAGAGCAACAGCAAGAGUCUAUGGGCAUACAGACUGAUCCUCUAUCCACACAGUCCACAUCGGUAGGGUCCGAACCUUUAUCUACACAAACCAUGUCUGUGGGGUCCAAACCUUUCUCCACCCAGACAGCCUCUGUUGGAUCAGAACAAACUUCAGCUGCAGCAACUUCAACUGAUGCUGAUGAUGUAGAUGGUGCUGAUGACAUAACUGACUUGCCAGUGAUAUAUAGAGGAGGAAGACGUCUUUCAGCUGCUGAUCAGCUAGAUGAUCUGGCAAAGACAGAAUUCUCUCGGCGCAUGUCAUAUCGGGAAACUGAAGAGAGUCUUGCUAUCCAGCAAGAGGACAUUGAAGAUGCUUACCUGCAGACACAGGAACAGCUAGAGGACAAAUUACGCAAUAUACAGAAGAUAGAGGAAGAAUACAAGGAAGUGGACAAAGCACACCUACAGGAAAUUGCUGAGCAUACGGAAAAGGUGCAUGCAAUUCGGAAGCAGGAAGUGCAGCUUGAAGUAUAUAUACAGGAGAAUGAGGAACUGUUGAACGUUAGCCACGAGAAGCCACGCCCACUACGCUCAGCAUGCAGUGAGAUGUUCCUGCUGGACCCGAGCAUUCAAGAUCAAGAGUAUUCACAGAGAACAACCAGUCUGCUAGACAUUCAGGGAGAGGAGGGUGAAAACCAAGAUCAGUUCUCACCACGUUCAAGACGUCUUCGAAGAUCAUCAAGUGCUGAAUCACUCGAGAGUGGGAUCAGCGAAUUUUCUAAAGAUCAAAGUAUGGAAACUGAUAAGGAAAAAACUCAGAAAGACAGAAAGAUAUCUACAGUUGCUAAACAAGUAACUAGUAGACUCUAUCAGGCACCAGAGCCAAAGUUUAAAUAUGUGCCAAAAAGUAAAGAAAAAGAAAUUAAAACUUUUCCAAAAACAAAACCUGUAAGAGAUAGAAAUACUGACUUGAAAUCAAGAACAAGUCCUGUGAAAACUGUAAAGGAUUUUGAUAGGUCUAAAAGUGAAUCUCCUCAGAGAGUAACUGGGAAAAGGAACAGGCCAACUCUGACUAGAGAUACUGACCCUAAGAAAAGAUCUGCAAGUGCUCCACAAAGCGACCCAAAAUUGAAAGAAGGGCCAAAACCUAAAAAUGCUAAGGAUAAAGGUGAUAAGCAGGAUAAAAAUGAAUCAAAAGUUAUGGCAGUUAGGAAUAAAGCUCAGGGACCAAAUAGAAUUGUUUCUCCAACAUCAAAGCUAGAUCGAGUUGUAUCACCUACAUCAAAGCAAGGUGGAACUGUUUCCCCUACAUCAAGGCAAGGUGGAACUGUUUCUCCUACAUCAAGGCUAGGUGGAGCUGUUUCACCUGAAAGACUUGGAGUUGUUGGUCCAGGUAUUAAAAGAACAUCAUCGCCAAAUGUAAGACACAUGGCUAGUGCUUCAAGUCUAGCUAGUGUUCCAGAAUCUCUUGCUGAAAAUGAAGAGUCAGUGUUGAACGAAAAUCAAAAAGAGCCAAAUAGAGGUAGUUAUGGUGUCAAGAAAAGGCAGAAAAAAGGUAGAGCAAAUUUUAUUGAUGAUGAUUUUCGAUGUCACUCUGCCCCAGAUUCUCAGAGAAUGUCUCAGGCACUAGAUGAGUAUACAGAUGGAAUAAAUUUGGACCUUCAAACUGGACUUUCAAAUUCAGAUAGACUAGUUCCACUUGUGACCACGUCUGUGUCUGUAGAUGACUCUACCAUGUGUAGGGAAGAAGAAAUGAAGAUAAGUGAUAUUGACAUCACAAGUAUAGAUGAAAGUGAAUCAGGUGAAAUGGAUGCUGAAACACAGAUGAAUGAAAGCUGUGUUGAACAAGAGCAAUUAGAUAGUGACAUUGAAAUGAAGAAAACAGAUUUCAUGAAUGAACAACCAGUACAUAUGUACAUAUCCUCAGAGGAAGAUUCUAAAGGCAUUGAUGACAUAGAAAAGUCACAUGACAGUAGUUUAUGUAUUGAAACAUCAAACUUAGAAAACAAAAAGGAUUUAGACAAAAGUACAGAAGACAGCACAAUGGAACCAAGUGAAGAUAUAUCAGUUAUAGAUGAUUCUAUGGAGACAAGUGAACCACUUGGUGCUGAAACAAUUGUUUUAGGAAAAAGAGAAAGAAAAGACAGUGACAGAUCUAUAGAAACUGAUGUGCCAACAAAGAAAUCAAAGUCAGUUUCAGAUGAUGCAGAAAGUUUAAGUGAUGCUAGAAGUAAUAAAAGUGAACCAGGAGUAAGCUUUGAAGUUGAUACUGGGAAUUUUUCAGAGGAUUCCUUAGAUCUAAACAUCAGUAUUGAUUCAUUAGAGGGUGAAAAACAUACUGCUAGAUUAACACAAAGUCUUCCAGCUUACUUAAUAAGGUCUGAAAAACCAAUGUCUGAAGACUCUCUAAGUGAUUCAUGUGAUGAACAGAAUAAGGACUUUAAAGAUAGUUUGGACAAUGACCAGAGUGAUAAAGGCAAUGACAAUUUAUUAGAUACUAAAGAAGAACAAAUAACAGAGGUAAAACAGACUUUAGACCCAUUAAGUUUGCCAAAUUCAAAUGUUCAGUGCCAUGAAAACACAUCAACGCCUUCUGCUUCUAAGAAGCCAAAAUUAACUAAAGUUUGUCAAGAACCUGUUGCUUUCCUACCUCAUGAUGAUAUACAAAGUAAAGAAACCUUAACUCAGUUUAAAGAGGCUAAUGUCUGUUUACAAUCAACUGUAAGUUUAGAAGACACUGGAGACAUACCAGUUGACAAAACUAUUUUUAAAGCUAAGUUAGAUAGUGUGUCUGAAGGUCCAGUUAUUCAGUGUAAUAUAACGUCUGAUGGUACUGCUGAAGCAACAGGUGUGGAACAAGAUAGUGUUGAAAAUCAAACAGUAAAUGAUAAAAGUGCCAUCAGUGAAAAUAUAAAUGCACAAAAUCCAAUUGAAGGUGACAUUUUGUGUGAAGGCAGUGUAAAUAGUCCUGUUCAUGAAAUAAAUGAUGCAGACUUUAUUAAGAAUAAUACCGAUGAUGAAGCUAGUAAUAACAUUCUGGUUGAUGUAUCUAAAGUAAAAGGUUUUGUAAGUGAUGUAAUUAAACAGGCACAAGAAAUUCAUCAUGAAAAUCCAAACUAUGAUUCAUGUAUGGAUAAUUGGGAUAAGGACCAUUCAAAGAUACACAAACAGGUGGAUGAGAAUGAAACUGAAACUAAUAAUGUUCUAGAAAAAUUCCAAGAUUACGUUGACAAUUUAACAAAUGAAGAUUUAGAUAAAUCAGUGUCUGUUGUAAAUGAAAUAGAAAAAGAAAACAAAGUUAACUUAAACAAAUCAAAUAGUGAAACAGAGGCUAACAUCUGUCCAGCUGAAAAUAAUGCUUUUAAUGUUGUAGUAGCAAAUAUUUGUAAUGAAAUGCAACAAAAUGAUGAUAAAGUUAGUGUAAAUAAUGUGCCUAGUCAAAAGGAUAAUGAAGUGAAUGAGGAAAAUGAACAAAAAUCUUUUGAAAGAACAAGUGCUCUGUAUCCAAAAUGCACAGCAGUUAAGUGUAGAAGUGAUGGUAAUGUAGAUACAAAUAGAGAUGAGCCUAAUGUAGUAGCAGUAAUGAUAGGGUCUGAAAUGGUUGCCACAGAGAAAACAGUUAAUACAAGUGAGAAUAAGUAUGUUUGUAUGGAAAUGAAAGAAGAAAAUAAAAGUGUUCAUGUUGAUCAACCUGAUUCUGUAGAAACAAACACAAAUGAUACUGAAGUACAUGAUGAUAAUAAGAUUAUAGGAGAGGUUUUGCCUGAACAGAUUCAGAAAGGCACUGUUGUAGAUGAAGAAAAUGAAAUGAAAUCAUUAGAUGAAACGAAAGAACCGAUUUGUCAAGAUACAACAGAUAUUGAAAUUAAAAGUGAUAUUGGCACUGUUAGAGAAGACACUGAUAAUGCAAGAGUGACCACAAAUGAUGUUGAUGAGGAUUCAGGUACUGAAGAAAAAAUGCAUGGACCUGUUGUUGAUGAAAAUCAUAAUGUUGUUGAAGUAGCAGGUUAUAUUGAUCAUAAUUUCUCUGAAAACACUCAUGUAUUAAGUAAACAAAAUGUGGGUGAUGAAAACCUUUCAGACAAUUAUGCAAGUGAGGAAGGUGCUGGACAGGAAAGUAUUGAAGGUGCAGCUAGUAGUGUUACUUUAGUGCUGAAAAAUGCUGACCUUCCAAUUAGAGAAGAACUGACAGUGUUUACUUCCACUCCCCAUGAAGAGACAGAAAAUGAAGGUGUUAAUGCAUUGAAAUCAGAAGUUGACUGUCUUGGUAGUAAUGAGGAUGAAGACUUGGAUGCAGUACCAGAAAAAACUGGUGAAUCAAAUGGUGACUCAGAAAUGGCUUCUGCACAAACAGAAAAUACUGAAUUGAAUGGAGACAGUUUACCAUCAGAAUCGGAAGUCUGCAAUCUGGAAUUGGCACAACAGAGAGAUAAGUCCAACAUUGAACAUGCAUCAAGCUCUCUGAUUGCAACAAGAUCUGUUGGAGUGGGAACCAGUCAGGACCUGAUGGAAGGCGUGGAUGAUGUCGUGAUGGGAGAUAACUUCAGCCAGGCAUCCAAUGAUUCAUUCUUGCUUGAUCCCAAGGAAGAAUUACAAGUCUUAGAAGAAGCUCUGGAAAAAUUAAAAGCAAAGCCAGGACGUCAAUUAUCAACGGCACAGCGUGCGGCCAGGCAGCGCGCCAUGAUUCGACAACAACACAGGGGCGCGGAUUCUGAUGGAGUGGCACAACUUUCAGACGAAGCACAUCUCUCAGGGACUCAAACAAAAAAUUCAAGUCGUCCAGGUUCAGGUUCCCGAAGACGUAAACGGCCGUCCAAUAAAACAGCUGACAAGACAACCAAACACUUAAAUGACCACACUUCUGAUGAUUACGACAGUUCGGAAAAUGAUAGUGUAUAUUCUGAUGACUCAGUAGAUGCAGUAAGAUUAGAAAAUCAUCCAAAUGGAGGUGUUCGUAAUGGAUGUGUGUUUACAUAUGAUUUUCAUGAUGACCUAGAUUCAGCAGAUAUGCUUUCACGACCAAAGCAUAAGCACCAAAGUCACCUCUCGCCUGGUCAUGUACACCAGCGGCCAGACUUUACUGAGAUUGUUGAUGGACCUGAUGGGAGAAGGACUAUUGGUAUUCAGACUUUCGACCAUAGUCUGAGAAAUAGGUCCACAGGUAGCACAAGAACAGACUACUCAGAUUUCGAUGGUAGUUUCGCUAGUGAGGGCCGAGGUAUGGUGAUGUCACCUUUAAGUCUUUGGAACUCUAAUGAGAGGUCUGGUAGUGAAUCACAUAGUGAUCACAAUUCCUCUUCAUCAGCAGGUUUUGUUAAGAAUCUAAAUGACAUUGAAAGGAGCAUGACCCCAACACCAAGGUCAAGCACAAGGUCAAAUGCAAGUGUGUUUUUGGAAAGAAGUAAUUUAGAGAAAGGGCCAACAGAGGUAUGGUCAUCUAGUUCCUCAGAAUUACGUCCAUUACCAGGAUUUCGAGAUGACCUUUCCUAUAUUAUAGAAACAGAAGGAAUGAGUCCUGGAGCUUCAUCUUUAGACUAUACCAAUGAUGCUAGAAGUCAGCACUCUUCAGUAUAUAUGAGAACGCCACGGGAAGGUGAGCGGUUGAUACCAAGACCUGACUGUAGUACUCCUACAAAUUCUGGAAAGGUUGUAAAUAUCUCAUUCCCAGAAUCUCAGAUACAACAAGCAACCAAUCUUGAUACAAAUACACCAGUUAAGUUUGAAGUCACUGUUCAUGAAGACAAUACCAAUAUUGAGUAUAAUGUUGAAAAGACAGAGUAUAAGACAUAUUCCUUAAGAACUCGGAAUGAGCCAAAUAUAAUUCCAGAUAGGAUACUUGUAAAUUUGACUGAAAAUUUAAAUUCACAGACUCAGGAAAAUUAUUUGACACAACACAGAGAAGAAAUUACAGUGCAUCAGCCAGAUAGUAUUAGAUCUCCAGAAGAUAGCUUAGUUCUAGAAAAAUCUUACCGCUCAUCCACUUCUUCAGAAAGAGAAACUGAGGUUGAUAAUGAUACAGUGAAAAGAGAUGAAUCAAAAGAAUUCAAAGAUGAAACAAAGGAGGAAUGUUAUUAUCGUAUACCUUCAGAGCCAGUUGUGAGAAAGAAGGAGAUAAAACUCCAGCAUUCUGGAGUAGUGGAGGCCACAAGUUACCCUAGUACUACUCAAGGAGCAGAGAAUGUAAAUAUGCCAGAUGAGACUAAUGAAACGUGUGUGGAUGACCUUAGGGAAAGUUUGAAUGAAUCUGAUUAUACCUCAGAUUAUGGAACUAUUACUUCAAUAGAUGGAAGGAAAGGAUAUAUGUCUUUUACAUCUGACUCUGAGGACAAUGAUUCCAUAGCAAUUUCACCAAGGCCUUCACAUGUUUCAAAGUUAGAACCUGUUGGCCAGAGUGAGCAGCAGCAGACAUAUUUGCCAUUACAAAAUGAGAUUACAGACACAGGUCAGAGCACUAUGUUAAUACCUGAACAGAGCCAAAACGUAUGCCCUUCGUCAGAAGAAAAUGCUAAUCUAGCUGUUGCAGGGACCCAAGAAAAUUCAGCAUUUGCUCCACAAAUUGUUCAAAGAUCAGGCACAGCUGAAGAAUCUGCAGAUGAAACAAAUCCUUUAGAAAACAAAAUAGUUGAUGGGGAACAUAAACAUGAUGAGGGACUCACCAGUGAUUUAGGAUAUGAAAGUAUGAAACCAGAAAGUAGUGAUGAGUACACAGAAAAAAGAAAUCAGUUUGAAGAAGAUACAGAAACAGAUAGUAGCAGUGUUGAUACAGUGAGACAAAUAAAAGAUGGUGAAAAUGAAAAUUUUGUCUCUCAAGAAACAUUACAUGAUGUUACAAACCUGACAGGCAGCCACGAAAAUAUGGAAACAGAUAUUGCAGAAAGUUUUGAGCAGCCUGGUUCUAAAAUACCAAAACUUGAUUUAACACAGCCGCCAGUGAAUUCUCCACAAAGAAAACAGAGGCUUUCUGUUAGCUCCACUGAUGAGACAUAUUUGUCUUUGGACCAGUCUGAAAGUACUUCAACAUGUUCAUCUGACUAUAAAACUCCUCAGCAGUCUCCAAGAGAAGUUGCUGAGAAUGAGCAAAUCAGCAGUAUGCUACCUAAAGAAGUUGAUGAUGUUAUAAUUCCAGACUAUUAUGAUGAUAAGUUGCAGUCUACUCCAAGACAAGACUCUGAUGACAUUUCUUUAGACCAAGCCCCAAUUCUAACAUCCUCUCCAAAACAAUCAAAUGAUGUCAGAACUGUUUCCGUUAACACAGAAUCUGUACCAUCUACAACACUAUCUGCACCUCCAGCAGUCUCUACAAUCAAACAUAUUUUUGGCAGUUCAAAAGACCCUGUACAUACAGAAGCUUUGAAAAAAGAUUUGGAAAAGAAAAUUGCUAAACUGAAACGUCAUGUCAGAAGUUUAAGCGAUUCCGCUAUUAGUUCAGAUUUCACAGAUGGAGACUCUGUAUCAUCUGUGUCCCCAAGAGGCAGUCGUGUAUAUGAUGAUAAAUCAUUUCUUGGAGAGAAAAGACUUCUUAAAACCUUUAGAAGCACACAGUCACCUACAAGAGUCAGACAGACUCUCAAUUUUGAGGGACCACAUCCUUCAAAAGAAAGUUUCAAAGACUCUGGAAAUGUUUAUGAUGAUGAUGAUGACAGUUCAACUCGUAUUGAGGGUUUUAAGAAGCAGAGACCAGUAGAUGGUAUACCUCCUCGUGAAUAUUUCUUGCCCUCAGCUACUCCUGUUGGAACAUUUCCUGAAAGGCUUAUAGAUUCUUUACUAGCCAUUGAACCUCAACCUUUGCAGAGAUGUCAUUCUCUAGACAGUUUAUCAACAAUUAUUAAUCUCAAGCCUCAUUUGGCAAGAGCUGUUAGGGAGUUUCAAUCCAUUGAGGACAUACCAGGAGCAGUGUCACCAACUAAUGAAACAACCGAUGUUGUAGAUAGUGGAACAAAAGGUAAUAAUGAUUUGAUGGCAUCAGAUGGUGCAAGACCACUGUCACCUGGAGAAAUAGGAAUUGACCAAGACAGCUUGGACGACAUGUAUGCUGAAAUAGAGAAAGAAAACAUUAUUCCUGAUGUAAAUAUUCAAGUUGAUGCUAGUCAAAACAAAAAAAUAUCAGAGAAGUCUACUUCUAUGUCAGUUUUGGGAGAUACCUUGCCAGAGAGAGAAUAUCAUAGAUCUCUUUCUGAAGGGAACAUUGAUGACUUUGAUGAUGAAAUUGAUAAUUCAGAUGCUUCAAAUGACAGUAUUACUUUCGUUUUCAUCAAAGAUGAUAGGACAAAGCCAACAAGUGAGACUGAACGUGACAAUAGUGAACAAGCUGAAGCUGUUGAAGGUUAUGAUCCAUGUGGAAGUGGUGAAAUUUAUGAUUCUGAAGGUGAAUCUGUUGAUAGUAGACAUAUGUCCAGUCCUGGUGAAUGUUCUUAUGAAACAGAGGAAGCUAAUAUUAGUGGUAGAGGCCAUUUAUCUGCUAAAAGUGAGGAUAGAAUAUCAGAUGUUCUCAGUGUCAGUGCAUCUGAAGAUUCUGUUAUUGAGUAUAAUAGAAAUACUGAGGGUGCUGAAGAUGAAGUAUCAUCCCAUACUGCUAGUGAAGAAAUAGAAGAAAUAAUACGCAGCAAUGAGAACACUGAACAGAUGUAUGGAUCUAGAGAAAUUGGUGUUGGUAUCCAGGCUGAUUCACCUCCAACUUAUACUGAUACAUCUGACAGUUUUGUGCAGAAUAAAGGUAAAUUUUAUGAUGAUGAUUCAGAGCCAUUAAGACAUAAAUUCGGAAUUGAUGAAUCUGUUCUACCACUUCCAGAACGAUCUGUGUCUGCUGACAAUAUCCCCAAACAUUUAAUGCCUGUUACAGACUUAAUGAGAUCAAGGUCUGCCGGAAUGCUAGAUGUCGGUGUAGCUGAUGAACCUGAAUCAGAAAGUGGAAUUUUCCCACCUGCUUUAAGAACCGAUGAUGACCAAACAGAACAGUCUGUGUCACUUCAUACGAUGUCUGAAGGAGGGCUAGAUCAUAUCUCACAGAGGACAUUCUCUGACAUGGAAGCUUCACUUUCAAAUAGGACAUCAGGUGAUGUGGAUUCAGAGAACUGCAAUAGUGAAGAGAAUUCCUCUGCAGUUGUUAGAUCUAUUUGCAGCAAAUCGUCCUCUGUAGAAAGUUUGGAGGAAGAAUUUAUAAUAGACUAUAAAACCAACUGGAACAAACAUAAACCAAAACAGACAGUUAACCAUUCAGGAAGCUCUGAACAGGAGGAAGGUCAUGAUAUCUUAGAUGAUGAGCAGCAGAUCAGGAGAGUGUUAGAAACUGUUCAAAGACUCAUUUGUCCAAAACCAACGUCAGUUGAUAGAGGGAUGACUACAGAAAGUGAAACAGAUUCAAACUUUGUAUCUAUUGGUGUUCAGACUGCUUCAUCAGAGACCAGCACUGCAGAUACAGGUACCUUACAGCUGCGGGCUGACCAGAUCAUUUUGCCUGCCCUUGCUGCUCCAUUCAGAGCACAGUCAAUGGACAGUUUUGGACUAGGAGCAAGUGGACAGGGUCUUGAAUUAUCAGAAGAGUCAAGAAAUUGGUGUACACUUGGUGAACUCAUGGUUGAAACAACACAUUUGUUAAGGAGGAUAAAUGACAGAUUGCCAGAAGAGAGUAGGAAAGGAUCUAUUAGUUCUUCAGAAGAUAGUCAAGUCAGUCAAGUUAUAUUAAAGAAAUGGCAAGAAAUCAGUGUCCAGACUGGUCAGUCUAUAGAAAAUCUCACCACUGUAGGUUCGCAAACUGAUGGUGAUGGUACAAUAAAUGAAAAAGAAAAAAUGUCUGUAAGAAAGGAAAUCUAUGCAGAGUUGACACAGGGUAAAACAAAGUCAUGGCUUCAACGUUUGGACUUGAGUGACACAAUAACUCAUGAGCUAUUACCUUCAGAUUCCAAAGCAUGUGAAAUGUCAGUUCAAACAGAUGAAAUUGCUGAGGAGUUUGCCAUUGUUGAAACCAGGGUUCAGCCAAGAAAUAGUACGUCUGAUAUAGCUCAAGUUGAAUCAGUUGCAAUAAACACUAACCAGAGAGCAGAACUAUCAGAUGGACCAAGUCAGCAGACCAAGUUAUUGACUGAGCAGAUAUUUGUUCAGUCUGUUGCUCCUGUUUCAUUUUCGCCUAAGGAGCAGCAGCUAAAUGAGAAUUUGGACAAUACAAAUGUAGUUGCUCAAUCAGAACAAAUAGUGGACAAGAAACAAGCUAGGACUGCAGCUAAAUACAUACCUCAGGUUAAAGCAGAACUAGGCCUUGACACAUUGGAAGAUGUUGAAUCUGAAAAGGCUUCAAAAGCUGAGUCUCCAAGAAGACAUGGAAAAGAGUCUCCAAGAAGACAAGAAGCAACAAAUCAGUCUCCAAACAAGCUUCUUCCAGGAUUUACCUUGCCUGAUACACCUGAAAUAGUUGAAUUGCGAAGAGAACAUGCAAAAUUGAUGGAAAAUCUUAGAAAGGCAUCAGAUGAGAGAAAUAGCAGAAAAGAAAAACUUCAAGCAAGGAAGAAAACUAUCAGUCCAGAUGAUAGUUUUGCAGAGGAUGCAAAAGAAAAAUCUUACUUAAAACCAACUGAUCUGUUGGAAGACAAGGAAGAGGACAAACAAGUUUCAGACAGUGGAGUAGGGACUAAAGAAAAGUCAAAAGACUUCAGAGUUAACAAGAAUGAUCCUGAAACAGAGACAUCUUCUAAUAGUAGUGUAGAUGAAGACAGUGUUAGAUCUGAUGGUGAUGAUAAAGAGCAAGUUCCAGAAGAAGGAGAGUCUGAAGACAUUGUGAGGUCUGAUGGUGAAGACAAUGUACCGUCUUCAACAGAUGUUUCUGAGGAUAUUGUUAGGUCAGAUGUUGAUGAUAAAGAAUCAGUUGGUGAAAACUUGAGAUCAGAUGAUGAAGAUGAAAUACCUAAUCAUGACAAUGAUGUUAGUAUGGGAUCAGUUACAAGUCCUACCAGCACACAGGAAUUUGUACAGAUAAAUAUUCAGGUAGAUCCCAGUACAGGUGUAACUGUAAAGAACAAGACAAUCAGGGAACCAAGUCCAAAAAGAAAUAUUGGACCUAAAGAGAUGGACAAAAACGAGAACAUAAGAGAAGAACAUACAUGGGAAAUUGCUGGAGAUGAAUUUAGGACAAUUUGGGAUAGAAGACCAGAAUUAAGAUCAAGAACAGACAGUAAUACAUCACAAGACACAUUAGGAUCAUCUGAAAUAGUGGAAGAAGUCUUAGCUGGUCCUUUGAAUGCUGUAAAUGCUAGGGUUAUCCAUCACAGGUACAUGGAUGAUGAAAUUAUAAGUCCUGAAAUUAUAGAUGAUGUUUUAGAAAAUAAUGAUACACCUGAAGAUCAUGGAAAGGAUAACUUAGCAAAUCCUGUAGAUCAUCACACAAAACUGGACGAAACACAAAGUUCCAGGAAACCAGUUCAAAAGAAAUUUUCAGGAGAAUAUUUAAGUGAUGAAAGUGAUGGUAGAGACUCACCAGCCUCUGUUGUUGAAGAUAUUGUUCUUCCACAGUCUUACACUAGAGAGCAACUUGUACCAGACUUGCUUGACAGAAUUUCUGAACAGAAUAGAAAUAGGGAUGGAAAGGAUUGGGGUACACAGUUAGGUACUACACCACGUACUGCAUCCCAAGAAUCCCUUCCUUUUGAGGAGACUAUUGUUCCUCAGAUCUACAAAAAGGAACAUAGUCUUCCUCCACCUUUUCUAAAUAGUUCAGCCAAGUCUCAUUCAGAGCUGGAGCCAGAAUCUGUAUCUGUAGAUGAUCCAAGAGAGAGAGGACCAAAAAUACAACAACAAAUAAUUAAGAGUGAAACAAGUCCAAAAUACAAGGCACAAAUCCUACGAGAGCAGCAAAGACAGGCUGCAAGUCCUGAUUUUACAGGAUCAAUUGAAAUACUUCCAGGAGAGAAGGUUCCCCAUCAGCAUUCUGCUAGAAGUGAUGAACAUCCUAAGGAAAUGGGGUAUCACAAACCUUCAGUGUUUACAGAAAAAGAAAUGAAACCACACUGUCUAUUGCAUCCAAUGUCACCAUUUGAUGAAACUGAUUCCAAAAAUAAAGCAGAGGAAACUCAAGAACAGAUAACUCCUAAUCCUUAUAGAGCAGAAUCAAGGCCACCAAGGUUUUCUGAUGAUGCAACUCAGAUGAGUGUAGAAUUUUCUGAUGAUGGUACACAGACAGAACCAGAUUUACCGUAUGAAAAUGUUAUAUCACAAGAUGUAGAUAGAAAGGUCUAUUCUGGAAAUAAAAGUGCAACCCCAACUCACUCACACAGUCGACCAGCACAGGGAUCAAAAGAAGGUAAAAAUGCACCACAGGAAUCACCCAUGAGUGAAGCAAAAACAUCUGAAGAAUUCAGGGAAGAACUUGAAAGUUUGCAGCAUGAAAGACAGCAUAUAAUGGAUCUACUUGGUUUAUCCUACCUGCCCAACAGCCUUACAGUUGAAUUGCUGGAAGCAAAAUUGAAUCAUUGUAUUGGUCAAACUGAUUUACUCUUGGACAACCUAGAAAACCCUCCUGAGUUUGAUGAUUCAAAGAAACCUACUAUAGACCAGAAGCAGACAAAAGAUUAUAUUUCUAAAUACAGGGCAGAUUUGAAAAAAUCAAAAGAAGAUAUUAAAGAAUGCAGAGAACAACUUAAUAAAGGUAGGGGUAGAGGAAGACCUUCUGCAAGGGGCAGGACCCUCUCCAGAAGGAGUGAUGUUUUAAAUCACCAGAGGCAAGCAGAAAUAGAUGCAUUUAAGUUAGAAAGAUUGAGGGAGCAGCAGGAUUAUGAAAGAGCAUCCAGACAUGGUGCUCCAUCCAAGAAUAAUACACCUUUAAGAGGAAAUACACCACUUAAAGGUAAUACUCCUCUUUAUGGGAACAGCCCUGCUGUUACACCAAGAUCAGACCGUUCAAGAAGUUCUAGUCCAUCAUACUCACCAAGUUACAUGAAUCCCAGAGAACAUAAGGCUCACUUGGUAGAUUUAAGAAGACAGUUGAUCAAGGAUGUAGUGGAAGAAGAGAAGCAGCACAGUCGCUCAUGCUCACCAUUGCUACACACCAGUCCACCAGCAGUACACAAACAUAGAAGUCCCAGUGAACAGUCACUUGGCUUUUCUCCAAAAGUGUCAGUAUCCUUGUCAGACAUUCCAGGUAGUCCAACAUCAUCAUCGCCAUCAUCUGGUGGCAGUAAAACAUACGUUGUUGCUCCAGGCUCAAGCUCACUCUCUCCAGUCAGAAAACCAGUUUCCUAUGACCAUGGAAGCCCAUAUAGCAGCUACCAGAGCUCUCCAGACAGAGUUAGUUUAGGGAGACGAACUUCCCAUUCAUCUUUAGAUCGGAGGAUGGUGGCUGAAAGCAUCUUCUCACCUCAGGAAUCAGAGCAAAUUCUACAGGAGAUUGAAGAGUAUAAGAAACGUACCCCUAUCUCUGCUCCAAUGGAAGAGCUGCUUAGACGUUCAUCAUACUCUUCGUCAAGUAGUCAAAGGCCUUUGUUGCGAUAUAUGACAUUAUUCAGUUCAACUUUUAGAAAGAGGAGCAGUUCAUCUAGGCCAGAUGUUCCAGGAAUUUCACCAAGGUCACAGUCUGACCCCCGGUUACCAGGGAGAUCCAGUACGUCGCCUGUUGCUAGGCAACUAGAUAAUCCCCUAUCUUUAAACUUGGAUUGUCUACGAGAUGAUGAAGCUGGCCCGUACAGCCCUUACUCUGCGUAUGCACGUGAACACAUCAUUCCAAAUGAACGGUCACCAACAGGUGGCGUGCUACGAGGAACCUACGAACUGUAUCAUGAUAGGUCGGAUACAUCCUCUGUGUUGUCAUACGACUCCGACACUUUCUCGGAUCCAGGUCAUAGACCUCAGCAUAAUGCUUUGGAUGAGGAUACGAUAAAAAGACUGCGACCUAUUAGAGCAGAAGAUAUUAAAGCAAGAAUUAAUCGACACAAACGAUGACAAAAUUCAAAAGUGCUAAGUUGGAUCAUUCCCUAAUACUGUGUUCAUUAUACUUAUAAGGUUCAUAUAUGGCUGAUUUGUGAUGUUAUUAGUUGAAAUCUUGAUGAUCGUGUGUUUUGAAUAUGCAUGUGAAAUUAAUUUAUGUUUUAGAUAUGCAUAUAAAAAAGUACAUUUUUCAAAAUGCAUAUAUAAAUGAAUCAUGAAAGUCAUGAUUAUCCUUAAAAAAUCAUGCGAAAUACAGAGAUGAUUCAUUCCAGUAUCAUAAUCCAGAUCACACACAGAAAUAGACAUGACAAAAGGUGUUUUAUAAUGCACAUAACUGUAGAUGAAACAUAGCUAGUUAAUUAACUGGAAACUAAUCAGCUGAAUGGGAGUUUGUGAGGACUAGGGAUGUUUGAUGAAUAAUUAAGCAGAUGGACAGAGAUUUAGUGAACUUUUGACUUGUGAGAAUAAUGACUGUGAUAAUUAUGGUGCCAAAUUAUAAUAACAUUGUGAUAUUAGAUUUAGAUUUUAGUUUAGAUUAAAGCACAAGAUGAUCCUAUUCUGCAAAAGGAUUACCUUUCUCUACAAAAUGGUGGGCUUGGCCCUUAAAUAACUUGUAAGUACAUACAGUAGGUUAAGAGUUUUAAUAAUUAAAUUUUGUUGUUUUUAAAUUGAUUGAAUUCGAAUUGACCCGUCUUGUCUGUGUGUUCCACGUACCUUAUUCUUUUUAUAUUAAAUUGGAACUAUAAACAAUUAUUUCUGUCACAAACUGUAAAACUUCUUUUAGAUUUUAUUGAUUGUAAUUAAUGUCUUGACGAGACGGGUAUUUACAAGACUUCCAUUCAAUGAUGCAGAUUUUUAUAGACAUAAAUUGACAUAGGUUAUGGGUUUCUAUUCCAGGUAUUGAAAUAUGAUCAACUGGGCUACUUCGUAGGUAAAUUUGAAAUUGUAGUUGAGCAACAUCUGAAGUAUGCGAUUGGUUGUAUCUUAUGACUUAUUUGAAAUGGACCAAUGGCAGGGUUGCCAUCAGAAAUUGAGCUAGCAUAAGCUGUCUUAAAAUGGCAGAAUUAGUUUCCAUGGAUAUCCCAAAGAUGAAAAGCUAUGUGCAGCUGAAAAAUGUCAUGAUAAGAUUUCAUUUGCUAGUUAAAAUUUUUGAUUUCACAUAUAAAAUAUGAUACAGCUGAAACUUGUUAUCUGGAACUCGCUAAAUUCUCAAACUUGCAGCUGUCUCGAAGACAUUUUCAAGUCCCGAAAACAUGUGCACAAAAAAUCAUUUUAAGUCAGAUUUCAGUUAUCUUGAGAAAAAACAUUUGAGCCGCACCAUGAGAAAACCAACAUAGUGCGUUUGCGACCAGCAUGGAUCCAGACCAGCCUGCCCAUCCGCGCAGUCUGGUCAGGAUCCAUGCUGUUUGCUUUCAAAGCCUAUUGUAAUUACAGAAACCGUUAGCGAACAGCAUGGAUCCUGACCAGACUGCGCGGAUGCGCAGGCUGGUCUGGUUCCAUGCUGGUCGCUAAUACACUUUGUUGGUUUUCUCAUGGCGCAGCUCAUAUUUUAGUCCCUUGGAAUUCGAGAUACCCUGUUUCAACUGUAGUUGUUUCAUUUUUUGUUCACAAUUAACAUUCAGUAUUACAAAGUAAUAAAAUAUGCACUUUUUUAAAGAUACAAACAUUCUGCGUUAAGCUUAUGCAAAAGCUGUAUUUUAGUGUACUUGUUUAAAGGAUAGUAUUUCAGACUCAAACAAUUAAGCAGAAUUGUUUUUGAACUUUUUUUGUGUAUUUAUAUUUUAUCACAAAUUUAUUUGACACAAUAAUUAAAUGUCUCACAAAUAUUUAGUGCAGCUAGCAUUUUUACUUAUUAUUUUAUGUAUUGAUCACUUUGUUUUUUGUUAUAGACAAUAUUAAAGACCACUUUUAUUGAUUUGCAUGUGUUUGGGCAUACAUGAAUUACUUCCCUUGUGUUGAAAUUUAUGUUUCCAUGCACACAAUAGUAAUCUCCCCUGUUUAUAUGACCUGGAGUAAAGCUAUUUUUAUUUUGUGAUUCCGUCCAUUUUCUCAAAAUAAUAAGGAUUCAGGUGCACUGACUUUAGUUUCUUGUCUAUACAUAAUUUAUAUUUAUAAUUUGUGUUUUAAGGCCAGACUAAAUUAAUUCCUACUUUACUAGCAUUGCCUGUAUAGAUAAUUACAUUUGCAUGCCAAUUUUAUUUUGAUUUUAAUUUAUAUGGUUUUAUUUCUUCUUCAUUGAUGAAACUGAACGCACAUUUUAAAAUUUGGUAAAUACAUUGCAACUUAGGAAUUAAUUUAAACUGGCCUAGUGUAUUAAUUAUGUAAAAGUCAUUAUGUUUCAACAUAACAUUCAAUAAUAUAUAUAUUUAAUUGACUGAAAUCUAAAGUAUGCAUUUUUUAUAUUCAUUAUAGCAUAAUUUAAAUAAUAAUUUAAUUUUAACAUUAUAACAAUUUUGGUGGAAUGAAAUCAAAGAAAAUGGACAUAGAAAAAGUUGAAAUUUUGUAAAUUAGGUAUUAUCAGAGUUCAUAAUUUUUUAAUAAAGAGGGGCAUUCAUAAAAGGUGUAAUGUGGAUAAGUUAAGGAGGUAAGGUACAUUGUAGCCACGUGUUUUAGUGAAGGUUUAUGGUUCUGUAUACUUACUUAUACUUUUUAACUUUAUUGCCAUUUAAAACAAAAAUUUAUUUAUUUUAUGAUCACCUGUCCAAUGUAUUUAUACAUUAUAACACAUUUCCUGGGCAUUGAAUAUAUCUUCUUCGCUCUUUAAGUAUGUGAAUGAAAUGCAUUUCAUUUCUUCAAAACCACAAACCUGAUUCUUGCAAGAAACUCCUCCAAGGUGUUUUUGCUUUAAAUUGUACAUGGCUUGCUCCUUUUCCUUUGUUAACACAGACUGGAAGUACUGAAAUAACUUCUUAAUGGUAUGUGCUUUGCCAGAUUCCGAGAGAUUUUUGGAAACUCUUAUACUUCAUUGCAGUUUGCUUUGACAAUUAUUCCACUUGUAUAUACAAGUUGUAGUGAUGCUGUUACCAAGCAGUUUCUUCUGAUUGUAUAUAAAAGACUGAUAUUUAUUAUUUUUUCUUCAGUAUUUUUGUAAGAUUUGACUUUGUUCAGAAAGGAUUAGUAUAUUUUUGUUUUAUCUUUUUUUUAUUUGCAUAGCUGCAUUUUGUUUUGUUUUAUAGCAAGGCUAAUUAUGUUUUGUUUUAGUGUUUAACUAAAAUUGAUGAUAUUGUUAAAUGAAAAGUAUUUAUAAUUUUCGUAAUAAAAUACUAAAGAUGCUGA